This is a messenger RNA of Vespa velutina, 957 nucleotides long. RefSeq names its product 28S ribosomal protein S9, mitochondrial (gene mRpS9). Lineage: Eukaryota; Metazoa; Arthropoda; Insecta; Hymenoptera; Vespidae. The record is from RefSeq and is a predicted model, not a curated record. Bases 1 to 957 code for a protein of 318 amino acids. The transcript has 9 exons.
AUGGCAACUCCAAUGUUCGUACGUUUAUCAAAUUUUCGCAAUUUAUUGAGAAUUAAUAAUAAUGUUCCGGUUAUUACAUCUAAUCCAAUUCAAUGCUUGAAAUCAAUUUAUCGUUUAUCCAGUACGCAAGAGCCUUCUUCUAUGACAAACGAAGUUGAAUUGACAAGUUUCUCUAAAAUCAUGCAAGGUUAUUUAAAACGUAUUAAAGCAAACGAGGAACUCAUGAAAGUAGAAAUAGAAGCAUAUGAAAAGGGUAAAAGACAUCUAGCAAAUAUGAUGGGUGAGGAUCCUGAAAAUUUUACCCAAAAUGAUAUCGAUAAAUCAAUAGAAUAUCUUUUUCCAUCUGGAUUAUACGAUUCUAAAGCACGUCCCAUGAUGAAACAUCCUAAGGAUAUAUUAUUAUUACAAAAGACAGGACAAUUUUUAUCAGAUGGAAAACCGUGUCAUUCCUUUUUUUAUACCUUAUAUCCGUCCUAUUAUGAAACACUUCACAAUUUAGAGGACUUGGAGGAUAAGUUAAUUAAAUCUACCGGAACGUUUCCUAAUGAAAAUAAAUUUGAUAUAUAUGGAUCAAUGUGGAAAUCAAAAGUACAAUUGGAAAAGUUAUUACAUGAGAGAUUGAUGGAUCAUCAUGUAUCAUAUAAUGAAGAUGGAAAACCAUAUGUUAAAGUAUUCCCUUGUCAAAGAAAAAGUUCAAUUGCUACAGUAAUAGUGUGGGGUAAAGGUACGGGGAAAAUAACAAUUAAUGGAAAGGACAUUUCUUACUUCCAAGACAUGCAAUCCCGGCAACAGCGCGAAGACGACGAUAAUACUACUGCUCAACUUUACUCUAUAGAACGUUAUAAAAUUAUAAAUGCCAAUUCAAAGUUUUCAAACCGAGACCGACCUUCGGAUUAUAUCGCUUAUGAAUCUAACUUUAAGAUCAAAAUAUUUGAUCGAAAUAGCUUAACGUACUAA